This is a messenger RNA of Strongylocentrotus purpuratus (purple sea urchin), 2546 nucleotides long. RefSeq names its product G-protein coupled receptor GRL101. Bases 35 to 2509 code for a protein of 824 amino acids. The record is from RefSeq and is a predicted model, not a curated record. Gene Ontology annotation, cellular component: membrane. Gene Ontology annotation, molecular function: G protein-coupled receptor activity; protein binding. Gene Ontology annotation, biological process: G protein-coupled receptor signaling pathway. Lineage: Eukaryota; Metazoa; Echinodermata; Echinoidea; Camarodonta; Strongylocentrotidae. The transcript is spliced from 16 exons.
AAGAACGCGUUGGGUAGGUGCCCAGUUAAACAUCAUGAGGCUUUCCGAGUUAUGGGGUCCUUGCGUCGUUUUCAUAGCUCUCAGUGGUGUCGGAGUCAAUGGACAAGGCUUUACUGAUACCUACAUCACGUCGAUAGUGUCACCGGAGUUCCCCUGGCCGUAUCCCUCUGACAUCCAACGGCAAUGGCAGAUACAAACGGAUGUUGACCAGAUGAUUAUAAUCUUCAUUAACUACCUGGACAUCGAGCAUCCUUGGGACACGUUGACCUUGACCCACUCUGCUGCACACGACACCAGUUUAACUCGCAUCCCAUUGGUCAGUGGAAAUCUGACGUCUCUUUGUCUACCCGGGGGACUCACCACUAUUUCGUUUUGCACUGAUCUUGUCCAAGAGCGGGGUGGCUUCUCAUUGGACAUUCGAUUUUACGAUGCAAAUGUCACAGGCCAGCUCUUCGAUGAUGCAUUCAAGUGCGCUUCAGGGAUUGAGACCAUUCGAAACGAGGCUCGUUGUGACGGGAUUGUCGACUGUCAUGAUUUCUCAGACGAGGUCGAUUGUGGAGCAUGCGACCCGGAUUCUUUCCAGUGCCGCGGGAGUGCUAUUUGUAUCCUUCCCAGCAGACAGUGCGAUGGAUGGAGUGACUGUCCUCUAUCUGAUGACGAAGAACAGUGUGACACCUUGAAAUGUCCCGAGGGCUAUUCUUGUGGUGAAUCGUCGUACAAUGAUCGACAUGGACCCGUUCCAUCGGCAUGCAGUGGUCCCCAGUGGAACCCUUUCUGGGUAAAUGGCACAGAACCCUGGUUUGGACAAUCCUUGCAGAAUGUUGCACCAAAGGCCACACUAUUAAAUCUAAAUGGAUUACCAGUCAUGGAGUUGAAUAUAAGUAUGUUUGACGGAAUGAGGAACCUACAUACUCUAGACAUCUCUUCAUGCCAGUUAGAAAGACUGCCGCCAGGGGUUUUCCGCAAACUUUCGCGCCUGUGGAAAAUUGUUGCAAUCAACAACAGUCUGACGUAUCUAGAGAAUGGCACGUUUACAGGACUAGUCAACCUGAGGCUCCUAUACUUAGAUUAUAAUCUGAUAAUGCGUUUAGACGAGGGGUGCUUCACAGAUCUUGGUCGUCUCUUUUUCAUUGACCUCGGUUACAACCAGCUAUCCAAGAUUCGCCCAGGUACAUUUAAAGAUUGCAGUUCCAUGGAGCGCCUGGUAAUGCCUAAAAACCAUAUUGAAAGUGUGAAUAGUUCCGUAUUUGAAGGAAUAGAAAAACACCUCAAGAUAGUCUCCUUUCGUGAUAAUCCUCUUCAUUCCAUCGCCCCCGGUACUUUCGACGGUCUAACUCGACUCGAUGAUCUACAUAUUAUGUCCACUACGACGAAACGUAUCCAGCUUUUCCCGGAGAUAUUUCAGGGAUUGGAGAACCUGCUUGCAUUAGUGGUGUAUGACUCCCGGCUCUGUUGCAUCGCACCAGAGAGAGCCUCAUGCGUUGAGCGAGUACCCUCUCAUCCCCUCUUCACCUGUCGGAAGACCUUCCUCCAGAACCUAAUCAUCAAGAUCUUCAUGUGGAUCCUGGGUAUCAGUGCGUUGCUAGGCAACGCCUUCGUUAUUUUGAUGCGUCUUCGGUGGAAGGAGACGACAUCAGCGGGCAGUAUUCAGUCAAUCUUUAUCACCAAUCUGGCCUUUGCCGACUUCUUGAUGGGCACCUACAUGAUCAUCCUUGCCACUAUGGAUCUCUACAUAGGUGAUUCGUACUUCUGGGAGGGUCGAGCCGAGGAGUGGAGAUCGAGUAUCGUCUGCCAGAUAGCUGGCUUUAUCACAUUCUUGAGCAGCGAGGCAUCUGUCUUCCUCCUCACCCUCCUCACCGUCGACCGCUUCAUCUGUAUCAUCUUUCCAUUCAGUACGUACCACAUCACCGUCGCCAAAGCACGCAUCCUCACCGGCUGUAUCUGGGUGUUCUCUUUCCUACUUGGUCUCGUCUCCAUCCUGGUUAACUACCUCAACCCCGACGCGUACAGUCUGAGUGACGUGUGCAUUGGCCUGCCACUCAUCCGCAAGUCUGUUGACCUGUAUGCCGAACUUGACGAGAAUACACAGUCUCGGUAUGACGUAGCGAACUUCAACACGGUAGCUUCAUCCACCGUGUCUACCUGGGAGUUUUCCAUCGCCGUCUUUUUGGGUAUAAACCUCAUCAGUUUCAUCGUCAUCUUUCUCUCCUACAUUGCCAUUUUCUUCAGGGUGCGUUAUGUACGUGGCCAAGUCGGUCGUAAGGGGAAAGCGGCGAACGAGAUCAAGAUGGCCCUUAAGCUCCUCUUCAUAGUCGGCACGGACUUCUUCUGUUGGAUGCCCAUCAUUAUCCUGGGUAUCCUCAUCGAAGCAAACGUCAUCACCAUCUCCUCCAACGUCUAUGCCUGGUUGGUGGUGUUCAUACUCCCCAUCAACUCCUCGAUCAAUCCCUACUUGUACACCAUCAUCAACGAGCCGACGACCACGCCCCAUCGAGAAUCGAAGAAAUAAUAUAUACAAACAAAAAGAAGAAGAAGAAGAAGAGGAA